AUGCCGCUCGUGGUCUUUCCCGCUCUCCUUUCCGAGAUCGAUCAGGUCUACGACGUGUUCUUCGCCGCCUUCGAAGAUGAGCCGAUCAUGCCUUUCCUCUAUCCACGCGGUGUGGAUCGCAAGGCCCAUAGGGAGGGGACAAUCCAAUGGUCGCAGCAGGACAAAACGACGCACAUCGUGAAGUGCGUCGACACGGACACAGGGAACAUUGUUGGCAUGGCUUCCUGGGAUAUAUUUUGGCGCCCGGGAGAGGAGAACGGGUGGGAGCGGCCUGCUGGCAUUCCUUGGUUGGAGGGUGAGGAAAAGGAGCGAUGUAUGAGUGUUCUGGGACCCAUGUGGGACAUCAGAGUGGAUUUGUUUGGCAGGCGCAGAUAUAUCUAUCUUUCUGCAGUCGCAGUGCAUCCGGAUCACCAGCGUGGUGGAGCGGGCCGCUUGCUUAUUCAAUGGGGCAUUGACCUUGCCAACCAGCUCGCCCUCCCGAUAUACACCGAGUCAUCUGAGGUGGGAUUUCAUCUUUACGAGCACAUGGGAUUCGAGCGCUUGUCCCAUGUGAGAUUGGUUCACAAAGCGGAGAUCAUUGGGAAGCCUGAAGAUGUUGAGAUCCCGCUCAUGGUAAAGAUGCCUACUUCUCUUGGGGGGAUGGGAGUUUAA
Molecule: messenger RNA, 651 nt
Organism: Histoplasma capsulatum G186AR
Lineage: Eukaryota; Fungi; Ascomycota; Eurotiomycetes; Onygenales; Ajellomycetaceae
Exons: 2
Coding region: 1-651 (216 amino acids)
Molecular function (GO): acyltransferase activity, transferring groups other than amino-acyl groups
Source: RefSeq, a predicted model, not a curated record